Mucor velutinosus is the source of this 507-nucleotide messenger RNA. RefSeq lists its product as uncharacterized. The transcript is spliced from 2 exons. The record is from RefSeq and is a predicted model, not a curated record. Bases 1 to 507 code for a protein of 168 amino acids. NCBI's taxonomy places the organism in Eukaryota, Fungi, Mucoromycota, Mucoromycetes, Mucorales, Mucoraceae.
AUGCAAUUGGCAUUCAUAUUGUUUGUAGUAUCAUUUCAAUCCGCAUUUGCCAUCCCAUUUCACAUCAAAACAAAGCGUGGCACUGGUGUAGACAUUGCUGUCAAUUCCAACUCUGAUUUCUGUACCUAUUUGCCUCCUCAUCCUGGACAAUCUGUAUCUGCUACUGAAAAUGAUGCUGAUCCAUUUUGCACCGUGACAAAACAAUAUGCUGGUUGCUUCCCUGAUGGGUUUAUCAAAUCUGCUCACUUUUACCGAACCGCUACCUAUGUCCAGGUCACUGGUCGGAUCAAUCAUACCGCGUAUGAUAUCUUGACUGAGGAUGGAGGAGGUCAAUAUGACAACAAGAACCUCCCUCAUGGCACUUGUAAUGGAUUGAAGCAUUGGGUUAAUUUGAUUGAGCCGGAUAGCGAAACAUUUUGUAUUCGAUGCUGUCAAUACAAAUCAGAUUGCAAUAUUGGGAUAUCCACACAUGGAUGUCUUCGAAUUGUACCUGGAGACUAUAGUUAA